AACUAGUGCAAGUAUUUGAAAGACACGAGUAGCUUUGAAGUAGUUAGUUAGAGUUUUCAGUACUCAACCGUUUUGUACUGCGAUCGACCUUGACGAAUCGACAGCCGUGCCACACCUACAUUAGUGUGCUGUUAUCAUUACGUCAUUUCCUAGUGGAGCCACGAGUAUAUAAGCACACUUGAAUUGGAUAGUAGUCAGUCAAGAUAGCCAGCGAGAAUAAACGAGAUGAUGGAACAUCAGUGUAUCAGCUCAACGAGUUUGGUCUCUUUGCUGCUCGUAAUAGCAGUUACAUCAAGUGCAGAAACUUCAGAUAACAAUGGAUGUUGUGGUGGAGUUCCAGGCGUGCCUGGCUCUCCUGGAUCACCAGGUCCUUUGGGAUCUUCUGGAAGAGAUGGUAGAGAUGGAAGAGAUGGAACAAUUGGUGAGAAAGGUGGUCGUGGUGAAAGAGGAGAACAAGGAGGUAAAGGGGAGAGUGGAAAAUUAGGUCCUCGAGGACUAAAAGGAGACGAGGGCGUGAAAGGAAGCAAGGGCGACUUGGGAGUGAAGGGAGAAAAGGGAGAAGUGAUUCAGCAAUCAAACUGGAAGCAAUGUGUGUGGAAUAGAAGCGAUGGCAAAGACACUGGACUCAUUCAAGAAUGUCGCUUUAGUAAAAAGCAUGGGAAUACCGCACUGCAUGUGGCAUAUGCAGGAAAUCUGCGUAUCAAUUGUGCCAGUUGUUGUUCUCGUUGGUUUUUUACAUUUAACGAUCGAGAAUGCACAGGACCCAUGACAAUCGACGCAGUAUAUUAUACUCGUGCAAGUAACGACAUUCAUCGUCACAGACAAAUUGAAGGUUACUGUGAAAACAUUCCAGCUGGUGACGUCAGAGUUGGUUUCCACAUUGGCAAAUGUAAGGGUGAGACUUUGGCGGAUGGUUAUACUGGAUGGAACUCCGUUUCUCGAAUCAUGAUAGCAGAGAUGCCACCAGCUCAACAGUAACAUCAAAUUGUUGUCUUUAAGACUGUUUGAUGGAUUCGCAAGAAGUAAUUGUAAUGAGCUUUAGCUAAAUAGUGUUUAGUGCUAUUGCUUACUGAAGAUUUGGCUUGAAAUUUACCUCUAGACACUGGUAAUAUGAAUUAGGUAACUAUUAACAGUGUAGUGAAGUAUAACAUAAAUACACUACAAACUUGCAGCUCUA
Corticium candelabrum is the source of this 1177-nucleotide messenger RNA. Its product is annotated as collagen triple helix repeat-containing protein 1-like. The transcript has 3 exons. The record is from RefSeq and is a predicted model, not a curated record. Lineage: Eukaryota; Metazoa; Porifera; Homoscleromorpha; Homosclerophorida; Plakinidae. Bases 226 to 978 code for a protein of 250 amino acids.